GAGAGAGAGAGAGAGAGAGAGAGAGAGAGAGAGAGAGAGAGAGAGAGAGAGAGAGGGACCCACAAAAAUGCACAUGCAAAAUGGGGGCGAGAGACAGAGGGACCCACAAAAAUGCACAUGCAAAGUGGGAGAGAGAGAGAGAGAGAGAGAGAGAGAGAGAGAGAGAGAGAGAGAGAGAGAGAGAGAGAGAGAGGCCUCUGAACAUACUCAAUUUUGGUAUUAUCAGAGAGCAUCCUAGGUGAGAACCCCUCUUUUACUUCCCAUGCCUUGCAUUUCAAUUUGUUGGCUUCAGUGUUCUUUUCUUUAUUCAAUGGGAGAGCAGGUGAAGGCUUUCUAGUGAUUCUGAGUUUGAAGUGCAUGCUGGCGCAAAAUUCCAGCCCGUUGUAUAAUGAAUGCCUUUUGAUUUUUUGUCACAACUAUCCAACCUCGCCAUUUCCCUUUUGUUCCCGUCUGUUGCGAUAGUAGUAUGGUGCUAGUUGGAUUUUUCAAAAGGCGGCAGGUCUACGGCAGUACUACACUCACCUCUUUGCUACAGAGACCUCUCUCCUGCAAAUCCCUGCUUUCUCACCUAAUGAAUGGAAGAAGAGUUGCGGGUGCUGUAUUUCUACCUCGGUCAAUGAGGUCAAGCUCGUGCGCCCACGGGGCGUGCAGCAAAGGGCUAUGGUAUGAGAUGUUUGUUGUCGCUAAGGGUUCCCAAAUAGCGAUCAACAUAACCCGUGGUACUCAGAUACUGGUUGCAGUUGUGAAACCCAUACGUAUGCUAAUUAGUUGUUCUAUAGUGCUAUUGGUCACUAUAUUACGCUGAUUAAUGCUUCUCUAGUGCUAUUGGUCAGUAUCAAACGCACCGAUCGGUGGUGUAUAGGGUUGUCGUCGUCUUUUGCAGUUGGCUUGAGUUUGCAUAUAACCGUCUUUCUGUAUUCACAUGCAGUGAUCCAACAGAAGGGUUAGCAUGCUCCACUUUCUUUCCUGCAAAAAGACAGAAUCGUCUUUCUGUAUAGAAAGCUGGCAAUGGUUUUCAUCCGGGAGCGGAGAAGAGGGGUGAUGUUUAAGGGAUGAGAAGAAGGAACCGGGAAGCUGCGGUGUCUAAGGGUGACGAGGAACUGGUUAGUUUCGCAAACAAUGGUGCUUCUCUGGGAGGGUUAGCGAUCGGCGGUUAUCUGGGGUCAACAGUCGCACAGACCGUGAGUCAGUCAACUGGCGUUAUGGCAAGCCAGCCAAUAGUGUUGACCCCCGAGGAGGUCGCCAUACAGCGAGCAGCGAUUCGCGAGGCACAGCUACAGCAAGCGUUAGGGGAGAUUAAGGCAGAGAAAGAGAAAAUGAUUAGAAGAAAAGUCAGGAUGCAGCAGAGGCAAGUGGGCGCUAGUGAGUUAGAGGAGAUGGACCUGACGCACAUGAGUGAUGAUGUGAGGACCAUAAGGUCCGUUCUGCUAGAUGUAAUUGAAAUGCAGGACCACCAGACGGCUCUCCUUCAAGACAUUCAGCAGAGUCUGGACAUAUUGGUCGGGGGAGCGCAGGCUGUUCCAUCACCGUCCGGGUCAGGUGCCUGGCCCGUUGUACAGGGUACACAACCCCAGCAGCAACUAGUGCAGCAGCCUGCGCCACAGGGUCCACAGGCCGGAUUGGUGCAGGUACUGGGACAAAGUGAGUGGGUACCAAAGACGGCCAUCGCCGCACCUAAACCCUUCACAGGGGAUAAGAGGGGCGAAGACCUCAACACUUGGUUGAGGGCGGUGCCAGUCUAUGUCAAGUGGAAACUUACCUUGCCACACGAGGAAGUGUUUGUGGCUGCCUCCUAUCUAGAGGGGAGUGCAGCAGGAUGGUUGAGUGGUUUAGUGCAACUACAAGGGUACGGUCAUGACUUUCUCGCUUGGGCAGUCACCCAGAAAUUGGAUGAUUUCCUCAAGUUGGUGGAAGACAGGUGGCACGAUCCACAGGCGGCCCAAAAGGCCAGUGACGCGAUCCUCACACUGCACACGAGGCAGUUUAAGUCAGUAAGAGAGGCCACUGUCGUUGUAGAGCGUCUCAUUUGUGUCUGUGGGGUUCGCUAUGACCCCCAGUUCUGGCACCGCUCUGGGAAACACGUCGGGCCAGUAGGAAUAGUAGUUGUUUUUGACAGGGUCGAGGUGGUGGACACACCCUCACCAUCUCGAGAGAUGGCCCAAGCUACUGACUCCAUAGUCGUCCUGCAAACACGUUCAGACCCAUCGAGCCUCUGUUCGAUGAAUGUGUUAGAGUCCUUAGAUGAGCUAGAGGAGGAGUGGUCUAGAUCGGACCCGCUAGCUUCUUGGACGGCAUUGGUCGAAGCCCCUAAGGGUGAGAUGUUUGUCAGCGAGGUGGUCAUUGGCGGCCGCAAGGACGUUGCCUAUUAUGACACUUGCUCGACACGGAACUUCAUUAGUCGCGCGUGCGUUGAGAGGUUGCGCUUACAGGGACAAGUGCAGCACCUGAGUCGACCUGUGGAGUCGACCUGUGCCAACAAACAGCGCAUGGUAGUCAAUGACUACCUUCAAAAUGUUGAGUGUUGUUUCCCGUACGCGGGAGGGGAGCUGAGACAUCGUGUCUCGUUUCUAGUGAGCGAUGAUCUCCCCAUGGACAUCUUGUUAGGUAUGUACUAUCUUUUUGUUGUACAACCCCAGUUUGACUGGGACCAAAAAGUGGUCAAACACACUUUGCCAGGUGGAGGGACCGCCAGAUUACGUAAGUUUAAGGCUAGUAGUUUGAUCGAGUUCUACGGGUGCAUGUGUGCGGCCGCGUUCUAUAAUUACUAUAAGCAAAAUCAGGAGGAGGGUAUGUGUCUAGUUUAUGUCUCUGCUGCAGGGGAGCCGGUGAAAAUGUCGUCGGAGAUAGAGGGAGUAGUUGCGAAGUACCCUGAUUUAUUUGAAGAGCCGACAGGGGUUGUUGAGAGGGAGGUUGUCCACGCGAUAGAGAUUAUCCCGGGGUCUAGCAUUCUGAAGGGUAGGAUCUAUCAGAUGUCUCCAGGCGAGCUUGACGAGCUUCGCCAACAACUCAAGGAACUCAUAGAGAAGGGAUGGAUUCGGCCGAGUGUCUCUCCUUAUGGUUCUCCAGUCUUAUUCAUACCAAAGAAGGGGGGCACUUUGACGAUGUGCAUUGACUAUAGGGGCCUCAACACCAUCACUGUCAAGAACAGAGAGCCCCUGCCGCGCAUCGACGAUUUGCUAGAUAGAGUGCAAGGGUGUCGGUACUUCAGUAAGAUAGAUAUGAAGUCUGAUUACCAUCAGAUUGCAAUCCGGCCCGAGGAUCAACACAAAACCGCAUUUAAGACAAAGUAUGGUCUGUAUGAGUUUGUGGUGAUGCCUUUUGGCCUUUGCAAUGCUCCUGGCACCUUUCAGCACGCUAUGAAUCGGAUCUUUCAUGACUACUUGGACAAGUUUGUCAUCGUGUACCUCGAUGACAUACUUAUCUUUAGUAGGACUGUCGAGGAGCAUGUGGCUCAUUUGGACAAAGUCUUGAAUCUCCUUAGACAGCACAAGUUCGAGAUUAACGGCGAGAAGUGCGAGUUUGGCCACACCCGUAUCUUGUACUUGGGUCAUGAGAUUUUCGCAGAGGGAUUGAAGCCCGAUGACGCGAAGGUGGCCAGCAUUCGUGACUGGCCGCGUCCUCAGUCUGUGAUUGAGAUGAGGUCUUUCUUAGGGAUGACCAGCUACUGUCGCAAUUUCGUGAAGAACCAUAGCAUAGUUGCCGCCCCUUUGACUGAUCUGACCCGCCUUGACACCCCAUGGGAGUGGACAGGCAGGUGUGAGGCGGCUUUCAGACAACUGAAGCAUGCGUUGACACACCAUGAGGUCUUGAAACUUCCUGAUCCUGACAAACCUUUCGUAGUAACUACGGAUGCUAGCCAAUAUGGCAUAGGCGCCGUACUUGCGCAGCAGGAGGGGAAAAAGUUGAGGUCGGUAGAGUACAUGUCCAAAAAGAUGCCCUCUCAGAAGUUGGCUAAGUCCACCUAUGAGAAGGAGCUCUAUGCGAUCUACAAGGCGUUCACCCAUUGGAGGCACUAUCUCCUUGGGAGGUUCUUCUAUGUCAGGACUGAUCACCAGCCCCUGAAGUGGAUGAGAACCCAACUUGUGCUCUCCGACGCUCUGAAGUGUUGGAUUGAAGUCAUAGAGCAGUAUGACUUUGAGCCCCAAUACAUCAAGGGCGAGUACAACAAGGUUGUUGAUGCACUAUCGCGUAGGCCUGACUUCUUCGGUGCGCUGAUCACUGAGUUUGGGCUUGUGGAUGAUGUUGCUCACUCUAUGGUGGAAGCCUAUCGCGAGGAUCAGUUUAUGUCUGAGAUCAUUCGCAUACUCGAGGCGAAGGAUAAAAUCACUUCUGCCGAGUUUGUCAACGGCCUGCUGUUCCUUGAGAAGGAAGGGAAUAAACAUCUGUGUGUGCCAAAUAGAGAGUCUUUGCGUAGUUUAUUUUUAGGCGAGUGUCACGAUGCCACCGGACAUUUUGGCUUCAAGAAGGCUGCAGCCAAUCUACUGCAGCGGUUCUGGUGGCCCACGAUGAUGAGAGAUGCCAAGCUGUACGUGGAGACUUGUCAGGUCUGUCAGAGAGAUAAGCCCCAUACACAGGCCCCUCUUGGGCUUCUCAAGCCCCUUCCGAUUCCGGAAAGGCUCGGUGAGAGCCUGUCUAUGGACUUCAUGGACACGCUGGUCACCAACAAGAGUGGAAUGAGACACAUCUUUGUUAUCUUGGAUAGGUUUAGUAAGUACGCUAAGUUAGUUGCAAUGUCGGAGACAGCGAAGACCGAGUAUAUGAUUAGACUCUUCAAAGAGAACUGGGUCAGAGACUUUGGGCUCCCAAAGCCUAUUGUUAGUGACAGGGAUGUCCGAUUCACAAAUGACUUCUGGGAACAUCCCGAGGCCAAUGGCCAAGCAGAGCAACUCAAUCGCGCUGUUCAACACCUGUUGUGGCAUUACAUCAAGCCCAAUCAGGUGGACUGGGAUGAGAAACUUGCUCUCAUCGCCAGCCUGUAUAACAAUGCUGUGCACAGCGCAACUGGAGUAUGUCCUAGUAGUCUGCUACUGACUUUCAAGCCCAGACUGCCCCUAGACUUUCUGCUACCUGACAAUCAGUCAACUGCUGCACCCGGCACCCUUGAGUUUGCCUAUUGCUAUGAACAACUAAUGCAGCAGGCAGUAGAACAGAUGCACAAGGCACAGGCGGCAAUGAUAGAAACUGAGAACAAGCACCACCGUCCUUCUACAUUUCAGUGUAGCAUGUGGGACUCUGGAUGUGAGAUCUUGAUGCGAAGAACUGGGGGAUUCUAAUGGAGCACAACUGCCACAUAUGCGGGAGUAAAUACUACCAUGGGGAAUUGCUUGUGAGCACUCCCCCAAGAGCUUCUGUAUACCAGUCGGCCGGUGAGUUUGUCUUCGUGGGGUGGAACAAUUCCAGAUGUGCUUCACGCAGGAUGAUCUUCUGGAAGCGUAGCAUGCUGGACUCUGGAUGUGAGGUCUUGAUGCUAAGAACUGGGGGAUUCAGCACGACUCCCACAUAUUUGGGAGUAAAUACCAUGGGGAAUU
This is a messenger RNA of Chara braunii, 5528 nucleotides long. Lineage: Eukaryota; Viridiplantae; Streptophyta; Charophyceae; Charales; Characeae. The record is from the annotation of a GenBank genome assembly.